This is a messenger RNA of Metarhizium brunneum ARSEF 3297, 300 nucleotides long. RefSeq lists its product as uncharacterized. Lineage: Eukaryota; Fungi; Ascomycota; Sordariomycetes; Hypocreales; Clavicipitaceae. Gene Ontology annotation, molecular function: endopeptidase inhibitor activity. Gene Ontology annotation, biological process: vacuole fusion, non-autophagic. The record is from RefSeq and is a predicted model, not a curated record.
AUGAAGUUUCUCUCGAGUCUGGUCGUCGCCCUUGCGGCCCUCCCAGCAGUUUUGGCUAUGAAUCAAAAGAUGUCAGCUAUUGUGUAUUUUCAAGAGGAUUCCACGCCCGAUUCCGUAAUAGAAAAGGCAAAAAAUACGUUGAUAGAAGCCGGAGGGAAAAUUACUCAUUCUUAUACGAUCAUUAAAGGAUUUGUCGUGAUCGCACCAGAGAAGGCGCUGCAGGCGCUGCAAAAGGUGCAGGCGUGGGGUACAGACUACGGCAUGACGGUUGAAGAGGAUAAGGAAGCUACAAUCCAGUGA